AUGUGCUCACACAGUCAAAACCAGAAGCACUACCCUGAACUUAACCAUGGAUCCGGGGCGAAAUGGAUCAAGGGUUUGACUCAAAACCGACUGUCCACUUUCCUUGGGGGUCACUUCCAAGAUGUCAACCUGUCUUCUGUUCUCUAUACUCAUCGCAUCGAUGGUUCGCAUCACGUAGAUCUCCAAGUUUGGAGCGCACCAGGCCUUACAAAGCCCUCAUUUCGAGAGGCAAUGAAACAAGAGUUCAAACCAGCAAAGAAGGGUGAUUCAUUUGGGCCAUCUUGGACAAACCACUGGUGGAAGGUCACUCUCAAGAUUCCUUCCUAUUGGCAACAGUAUGAGCGUGUACAAUUUGAGUUUGAUCCUGGCUGCGAAGCUAUGAUAUUCUCCACGGAUGGUGUCCCGCUCCAAGGAAUUACUGGUGGAUACGUUGGAGAGCGCAGAGUUGAAUAUAUCAUUCCGCCUCAAGCUGUUCGUAACGGCCACUAUUCUGUGGUCGUCGAGUCCAGCUGCAACGGCAUGUUUGGCGUGCCAUGGGAUGGCGACACCAUCGCGCCUCCAGAUAUGAACAGGUAUUUUCAGCUUGCAUCCGCAGACUUAGUUGUCCCAAACCAAGAUGCUUGGCAUCUGAUGUGGGACUUCACCACUCUUCGCGAGAUCGUGGACACUGUCCCUGGCAACACUGCCCUUCAAAACAAGGCACUCGUCACAGCUAAUAAAAUUAUGAAUGCAUUUAAAUCUGGAGACCCUGAGAACGUAAAAUGUAUGCGUGGAAUUGCUGAGGACGUAUUCGGAAAAGGCUGGCAUGCAAAAGGCGACAAGAUAUACAACGAAGGCCCUCGAAAGGCCCAGAUUGUCGGGAUUUCAUACUGCCAUAUCGAUACAGCAUGGUUGUGGCCUUAUUCGGUCACUCAGCAGAAGACGGCGAGGUCCUGGUCCACCCAGAUCGAUUUGAUGGAACGCUACCCAGAACAUAGAUUUGUCUGUUCUCAAGCCCAACAAUUCAAAUGGCUUGAGGAGCAAUAUCCUACGCUUUUUGAACGUAUCAAGAAGAAAGUGGCGUCUGGCCAAUUCCAUCUCACUGGUGGUUCGUGGGUUGAGAACGACGGAAAUAUGCCCUCAGGUGAAGCCCUCGUCCGGCAAUUCCUAUACGGUCAACGCUACUUCGAAUCACGUUUUGGAAAGCGUUGUGAGACUGCUUGGCUCCCGGACUCUUUCGGGCUCACUGCGGCCUAUCCGCAGCUGAUCAGGGAUGCAGGCAUGAAGUACUUCUUCACACAGAAGUUGAGCUGGAAUAACAUGUUGGAAAGAAAUGUGUUCCCGCAUUCCACCUUCAAUUGGGUUGGCAUCGAUGGCUCACAAGUACUUUGUCAUAUGACACCCGUCGAUACUUACACUGCACAAGCAACAGUCGGUGACGUCAACAAGGGGAUCACAAAUCAUAAGAACCUUGAGUCAAGCGCUAGUGCCCUUCUGGUCUUUGGAAAUGGAGAUGGAGGAGGAGGAGCAUUGCCCAAGAUGCUAGAGAAUCUCCGUCGCAUUCGCGCGACUACUAAUGAACACAGAGAACUUCCAUCCGUCAGUAUGGGAAGUUCCGUGGAGGAGUUUUUCGAGGACAUUGAGGAAGAUUCUAAGCAGGGCAAAACACUGCCAGUUUGGAAAGGGGAAUUGUACCUUGAAUUCCAUAGGGGGACCUAUACCUCGCAUGGUUCCAUCAAGAAAGGUAACAGGAAGUGCGAGAUACUUCUGAGGGACGUGGAGCGCGUAGCUACCCUAACUUCGCUCCUCAAGCCCGAGAGACAUUCGUAUGUAUAUCCGAAGCGGGCUAUUGAUGAUUGUUGGGAGAAAGUGUUACUCAAUCAGUUCUUGCCUGGAUCUGCAAUCGGUAUGGUCUAUGAUGACGCAGAUAAGUUAUACGCCGAAGUUCGCGAAGUAUGCACUGGUCUUCUCGAGGAUGCAUUCAGUGUUCUCCUCCCACGAUCGUCACCCCUCCUGUCAAACUCGACAACGGAAACACUGGUUGCGUUUAAUGCUACGUCAUUUGCACGCCACGAUGUUAUCAAGGUUCCUUUAUCCAGAGAUGCUGCUCGCAUGAAAGCGCAAGUUAUUCAAACGUCCGCAGAUGGCAAGCACGGAUAUGCUCUAAUGCACUCGGUGGGAAACAAGAUACUGAAUGUCCUUAUAGUGUUUACCAAUGGAACGGACCACUUCCUUACCAUCUCAGGGGGACGAAUCACCAGCCUGAUUGACGUGAAGCUUGGUCGUGAGCUUAUUCCCAAAGGAAGCUCCGGUGGAUUGGUUAUUUUCGAAGAUCGUCCAAAUUACUGGGAUGCCUGGGAUGUGGAAAUCCACCACCUUGAAACUUCUACUCCGCUUUCGUUCUCUCAAGUUCGGGUUAUUGCUGAAGGGCCCCUUAGGGCCGCUGUUCAGACACAGGUUAAGUACGGGAAAAGUACAAUUGAUGUUACGAUCUCCCUUGAUGCUAUCACCGCGACGAUGAAAGGAAAUUCCCGCUCUUUUUUCAAUUUCGAUGCCGUGGUCGACUGGCGUGAGAGACACCAGUUCCUUAAAUUUGAACUACCACUCGAUAUCAACAACACGUAUGCGACUUAUGAGUCACAGUUUGGUUUUGUUCAGCGGCCGACGCACAAGAACACGACGGUGGAUGCUGCCAAAUUUGAGGUCUGCGGGCACAAGUUCGCAGAUCUUAGUGAAUAUGGAUAUGGCGUCGCUUUCCUCUCGGAAUCUAAGUAUGGCUUUUCAUGUGAAGGCAACAUCCUUCGUAUCUCCCUGCUCAGAGCGGCCACGGCCCCUGAUCCAGAGCAGGACCAAGGCAGGCACGAGUUCUCAUGGGCAGUCAUGCCCCACGUAGGCUCUUUCCUCGAAUCCGACGUUCCGAUAGCCGCCUUUAUUUAUAAUUCGCCCUUGCACGGUCAGUUAGGGUUCUCUGACAACGCGGGCCACGUCGCCCCACCUCUCCCGUUCUGGCUUGAGGGCGCACCAAAUGUCUUUUUGGAGACCAUCAAGAGAGGAGAAGACGACUUCGAGCCAAAUGCUUCCAGCACAACCAUCAUCUUGCGCAUGUACGAAGCGUUUGGUGGGCAUGGUUCUGCCAAGUUAUACAUUGGAAAAAACGUUCCUGUGAAGCGCGCGUAUGUCACGAACAUCCUGGAGGACACUAAAGGAGAACUUGGUCUGAUUUCCACGACGGGAGUGCAUAGCACGCUUAAGCUCGAAUUCAGAAGUUUCGAAGUGAAAACCGUGAAGUUGGUACUGGAAACCGAGAAGUUUGACAUUCUAGACAUCUCGUCUACGACAUCUUCGAAGAGAAGUAGCUGGGUCACUAUCGAUGAGGAAUUGUAA
Molecule: messenger RNA, 3363 nt
Organism: Suillus subaureus
Lineage: Eukaryota; Fungi; Basidiomycota; Agaricomycetes; Boletales; Suillaceae
Product: glycoside hydrolase family 38 protein
Exons: 31
Coding region: 1-3363 (1120 amino acids)
Biological process (GO): oligosaccharide catabolic process; mannose metabolic process
Cellular component (GO): fungal-type vacuole membrane
Molecular function (GO): alpha-mannosidase activity; carbohydrate binding
Source: RefSeq, a predicted model, not a curated record